Ahaetulla prasina is the source of this 2902-nucleotide messenger RNA. RefSeq names its product cytochrome P450 2K1-like. Gene Ontology annotation, biological process: xenobiotic metabolic process. Bases 124 to 1614 code for a protein of 496 amino acids. Lineage: Eukaryota; Metazoa; Chordata; Lepidosauria; Squamata; Colubridae. Gene Ontology annotation, molecular function: iron ion binding; heme binding; oxidoreductase activity, acting on paired donors, with incorporation or reduction of molecular oxygen, reduced flavin or flavoprotein as one donor, and incorporation of one atom of oxygen. The transcript is spliced from 9 exons. The record is from RefSeq and is a predicted model, not a curated record. Gene Ontology annotation, cellular component: cytoplasm; intracellular membrane-bounded organelle.
UGAGGAUUCAGUAGAAAGAGUAGCUGGGCUCUGCUUACUGCGUUGCUUUGAACUACAUGCUGCAAUUAUUUCAGAUUUCAAAAUUCCUUGUAAUUUUUAUUGAAGGCUGCUUACUGAAAGGAAAUGGAUUGGACUGGAGUAAUUUUAACUUUAUUACUAUUUAUUCUUGCAAUUAUGUUCCUUUUGAAAAGGGGCAGUUCCAGGAAUAAGAGCUCCCCCAAUCUCCCCCCAGGACCCAGGACUAUACCCAUUUUGGGAAAUCUGCACAUGAUGGAUCUGAAGAGGCCUCACAAAACAAUGAUAGAGUGGUCAAAAGAAUAUGGUCCCAUUUUCCGCAUCAAACUGGGAUUCCAGGAGAUGGUGGUGCUGACUGGCUAUGAAACGGUCAAAGAUGCACUAGUGAACCAGGCUGAUGCAUUUGCAGAUAGGCCUUUUAUUCCCAUUUUUGAAGAUGUAACAAAAGGGUUUGGUAUUGUUUUUGCUCGUGGUGAUCACUGGAAAGUGAUGCGACGGUUUACAUUAUCCACAUUACGGGAUUAUGGAAUGGGCAAGAGGACCAUUGAGGACAAAAUCACAGAAGAGUGCAAUGUCUUAACAAAGACAAUGGAGACUUAUGCAGCAAAACCUUUUGACGUCACAAGAAUUCUCUCUGCUGCUGUUGCCAACAUCAUAGUUUCUAUUCUACUUGGGAAACGCUAUGAAUAUGAAGAUGCCACAUUUUUACAACUACUGAAGAUAAUUAGGGAAAAUAGUCAGCUUGUGGGAAGCCCUGCUGUGUUGCUAUAUAAUUUGUUUCCCAAGUUGGGGUUCCUUUUGGGUGCUCGUAAAACAAUAAUGAAGAAUCUAAAGGAGCUCCAUGAUUUCAUACGGACCACCUUCAUAGAAUAUCUCCAAGAUCUUGAUGACAAUGACCAGAGGAAUUUUAUUGAAUCAUUUCUUGUUCGGCAAAAACAGGAAAAUAUGAAGACGACACAUGAUGGAUAUUUUCAUAACGGAAAUCUUAUAGGUCUCGUAAGUGAUUUAUUUGGUGCUGGAGUAGACACAACAUCAAACACUUUGCGCUGGGCCAUACUCCUAAUGAUGAAGUACCCAGAAAUUCAGAGUAAGAUCCAAGCAGAAAUUGCAAGAGAGAUUGGUGAUAUUCAACCAAGGACUGACCACCGAGUCAAAAUGCCUUACACCGAUGCUGUAGUUCAUGAAUUGCAACGAUUUGCUAAUAUUGUUCCCUCCAAUGUGCCACAUGCAACCUCCAUGGAUAUAACUUUCAAAGGCUUCUUUAUCCCCAAGGGCACACACAUCAUUCCCUUGCUGACUUCUGUGCUCUUUGAUGAAUCUCAGUGGGAGAAACCACAUAAAUUCUACCCUGAACAUUUUCUUGACUCUGAAGGAAAAUUUGUGAAGAGGGAUGCAUUCAUGCCAUUUUCUGCUGGUCGGAGAGUAUGUGCAGGUGAGAACCUGGCCAAAAUGGAGCUCUUCCUCUUCUUUACCAGCCUCUUGCAGAAAUUUACCUUCCAGCCACCCCCAGGAACAUCUAAAGAUGAUCUGGACCUGACCCCUGGUGUUGGAUUUAUCUCUACUCCUCUGCCAUACAAGACUUGUGCUGUGUUACGCUGAUCUGACACAAAUAACUAUAACAAGUUAUUUUCUCAGUCUUGAAUUGCCUUCAUUUUGAGAGGCACAAUUUAACAAAGAAUCCAGUAUUGUCUAAGUUUCAUUUGUUAUUUAGAAGAUGAAUGGUAAUAACCUAUAAAUUCAUGAAAUGUAGAUUCUGAUAGGAAAGAAUAUAAUCAGGAAAUUCUGAUCAAAAUAUUAACUUUGGUAAGAAAUAAGAUUCAGCAACAUUCAAGAACUUCCUUUUUCUUGGAAAGGAGCUAUAAUUGCUAUCUAACAGGAGGAAUGUCUCAACUUGUCCAAAACCAUAUUGACCCAUCUCAUUACAUAAUAUAGAUAAUAAAGUCUUUACCACAAAAACACUAAAUAUGCUUCUAAAUAGAUAGGUACUGACUGAUGAGACUGGAUUUGUUCCUAAGAUGUACAUGAACUAUAACAAUUGAUGCACUGGGGGAUUGAGGGCAAGAGUUCAGGAUGAUGGGUAUUUUAAGGGGAGAGGGAACACAGUGACAUCAUGGUGAUAACAAGCAUGGGAAGAUAUAAUCAGACACAGCAGCUAAUCACUCUUGGAGAAGGCUGUCCUAGUGUUUGGUAUCAUUGUCGCAUUCCAGCCCCUUCUGCUUCCCCCAAGGCUUUGCAUCAUAGCUUUCAUGGUCCCAUGUUUUCUUGCUGAUUCCCAAUGCAGUUUAAUGUGUAAUAAGACUGACUGGCAUGCGUUAUUGGCUGGGGGUCUAUGUUGUGGGAAGGGAGCACUCAUAGACAUGUGAACCACAUGGGUAGGUCAUCAGUUCAUAUUCCAGGGCAGGAUGUGGUCUGUAACUAUUGCCAUGCUAGAGCCCCAGAGGCAGGGGUGAAAUUUGACUGACUUGGACCAGCUCAGGAGAGCCGAUAGGCACGAUUUGUACCCAUUUGCCAAACCGGUAAAAAUCACCCCUGGUUGGCCACGUCCACAUCAAGCCUCAGAGAGUUAUCCAGAGCUGGCAGCAAAGUUCUCUCAGUCAUCAUCCUCCCUCUCACAGACACAGGACCUUCACACACACACACACAGCCCUCCCUUCACUUUCUAGCUCCAUUCUCUGCUGCAAGUUCAGGACAAGAAAAGUAGUCUUUGGGACUACAGUAAAAAAAAAAAAUACUGGUAGUUUAGACUUUCCAAACUUCUCAUGAAAAAAAAAAUCUCACAAUGUUGGAAGGUGUUUUUACCAUAGUCCCAAAGAUUACUUUUCUUGCCCUGCAUAUGAUGGUGGAGAAUGGAGCUGGAAAGUAAGUGAAGGGUGAAGUAGUGAAGGGA